Panicum hallii is the source of this 570-nucleotide messenger RNA. RefSeq names its product ADP-ribosylation factor GTPase-activating protein AGD12-like. Bases 1 to 570 code for a protein of 189 amino acids. The transcript has 2 exons. The record is from RefSeq and is a predicted model, not a curated record. Gene Ontology annotation, molecular function: phospholipid binding; GTPase activator activity. Lineage: Eukaryota; Viridiplantae; Streptophyta; Magnoliopsida; Poales; Poaceae.
AUGGACGAGGAGGACGAAGCAGUGAUCGCUGAAGUUGAUCGUGUCCGUCUCGACGCCAUUGCUGCCAUUGAUGAGUUCCUUCAGAAAAAAGCCCAAACUUCAGUAAUCAAAGGCAACCUAAAUUCUGUCUGGAAUGAAGAACUGAAGCUCUCUGUUCCACGGCAAUGUGGACCUCUGAAGCUGCAAGUGUUCGAUCAUGACGUGGUGUCCAAGGACGACCUCAUGGGGGAGGCCGAGAUCGACCUGCCGACGAUGAUCAACGCCGCUACCCCGUUCGGUGAUCCAGAGCUGCUGGGCGACAUACAAAUUUGCCGGUGGCUCAGGUCCAACAACAAUGCGCUCGUCAAGGACAGUGCCGUGGUGGUUGCCGGCGGCAAGGUGAAGCAAGGGGUGACGCUGAAGCUGCAGCCGCACGAGGCGGUCGAGGUGGAAACAACGCAGCGCGGGUUCGACGCGCAGCGCAAGACUGGCGGCGGUGGUAGGUCAACCCGGAUGACGUCGCAGCAGGCGGAAAGAGUGGCAGAGCUACAUCUUGUGCGAGCAGAAGUGGCGCACAGGGGCUGCGGCUAG